AUGAAGGGGCCGGGCAGGGGUCGGAAAACUCCCACGUACAGCCCCAUAACGGAGAGCCUGUACCUCAAGCUGAAGGACCCACUGGGGCCGCACGUCAACUUAAGCAACUCCCUCCCGUCGAGCGAAAAAAAAAAAAAACUCCACAAAAGGAUAAGCUUCAGUAGUUUUUCAAAUACCACAUGUAGCGACAUCCAAAAGCUGAGCAGUUACCUCCCCAUAGAAAAUAAUAUCAUCCUGGUGACCCUGGGAAACUACUCUUUCAAAGUUGGGCUGAUAAAUAAGUACGACGUUAAGUUACAAAGCUUGCGGGUUCCCCAAAUGGAAGUGAUUGAGCCAUGGAAGCAGCUGGGCUAUGCACACCCUCCUUAUCAAAACUACGAAAUAGUGGAAGAGUGCCUUUUCCACUGCUUCAGUAAUGUAUACAAAAUAAAUUUAAAAGACAAAGAUUUGUUUAUUCCCUUUUCUAGCACGAACAGUACGCAUGAUUUUUCCACCCUGGGGGAUAUUCUCUUUGACACCUUUCAAGUGCAGAGUGUGACCUUCCGGGAGCCCUCCUUUCUCUCUUCCCUCAUCAUUUUGGAGAACCUGGCGAAGGAGAGGCAGGAGAGGCAACACGGCCGUGAGGCCCUCCUCUAUAGAGAUGAUCAGAAGGACUCUUCUACACCAUGUAACCACACCGGGGACGCGGUUGCAAUGGGGGGAGAAAAAAUCAAAGGGGAACUUAACGCGCCGCGGAAAAAAAUUCUGGGGAGGGAACCCUACCCGGAGGAGUGCCUCGCCAACCUACACGCUUUAAACCUGUUCAAUUUUACGGCCAUCCUAGUCAACAUCGGGAGUACUAAGACGACCUGCACACCGGUGAUAAACGGGAUUCCACUGCCCGACCUCACAAGCACCUACCCCAUCGGGGGGUACGACAUAGACAAUCAAAUUUACGAUGAAAUGAAAGAGAAUCAAAUUUGCCAAAAAGACAUAUCCAUGGAGGCUGCCAAAAUUGCAAAGGAGAAAAGGGUAUUCACUCCGAAGAGUAGAGAAGACUGUGGUUAUCUCUCCCUACUCUACGAUCAAACUCCGCGUAAUUAUCUAGUUAGCUCAUUCGAUUUACACUUUAAUAAAAUAUCCUCCUCGGCAGUAGCCUCCACUGAAAUAUUCUUCUCUCCAUCUCAUUUGGGAAAUUACUUAAAAACGGAGUCGUACACGCAGCUGCACAGGUACGAUGUGGACGAGGGAUUUCGUUUGAGCGGGUCCCCCAGUUGGGUCCCCAAUUUGACCGUAGGGGAGUCCUCCCCCAGCUGCAUCUCGAAGUGGACCGUAGGGGAGUCCUCCCCCAGCUGCAUCUCCAAAUCGACCGUAAGGGAGUCCUCCCCCAGCUGCAUCUCGAAGUGGACCGCAAGGGAGUCGCCCCCCAGCUGGAAGGCCAGCCUGAGCGCCGCCCUCACGCAGAGCACCCUCCCCUGCGUUAUAUAUGACACCAUUCAAAAGUGCCCCAUCGAUACUCGAAAGGAACUCUUCGAAAAUAUUUACCUCACGGGGGGGUCCAGCAUCAUCAGGGGCUUUCGUGAGAGGUUGCAAAAUGAAUUGUAUGACUUUGUAAAGAGGAAAAACUUUUACAGCAACGUUUGCAUCAAUGUGCAUGCUAUGCGGAGGAGGACGCUGCAGAAAUAUGCCACCUACUCGGGGGCCCACUACUUUUUGGAGCUGUUCGAUUAUCACAAUUAUAAGAUCACGCGGGGGGAUUACCAGGAGUACGGGGACAGCGUCCUGGAGCGCCUCAGCUUGCAGGGGGGGCUUCUCUUCUAG
Molecule: messenger RNA, 1800 nt
Organism: Plasmodium vivax (malaria parasite P. vivax)
Lineage: Eukaryota; Apicomplexa; Aconoidasida; Haemosporida; Plasmodiidae
Product: actin-like protein, putative
Exons: 1
Coding region: 1-1800 (599 amino acids)
Biological process (GO): Arp2/3 complex-mediated actin nucleation
Cellular component (GO): Arp2/3 protein complex; actin cortical patch
Molecular function (GO): actin filament binding
Source: RefSeq, a predicted model, not a curated record